UUUUUCGGGCUAUGCACUGGAAAUCUAAACUUUUUGGGGCAGACUUCUCCCCUGUCAUUUGUUUACGAACAAAGUCCCAAAGAGGAACCACCAACAGUGAUAACAGUGGGGCAGUGUAACUGAUAAGAGAGCCGUAGACCUACAGAUGCCCGCGCUAGAAAGGCAGAUGGGGACAGUUCUCACCGGUUCGCACGAGCGUGCAGUACAAGAUCCACCAGCGGGAAUGGCGACGUUCCAAAAUACCCUCAAAAUAGCGCUGAGGAAGCGCAUGAAGGAUGCCCUUAAAAGCCUGGACUCGGAGUCCAUUGUCCGCCAAUCCCGAGCAGUCACGGCCAAGGUGCUACAAAGCGAGAGUUUCCGGCAGUCAACGCGGGUGAGCAUCUACCUGAGCACCACCUCUGAGCUGGACACCACGGAGCUGCUCUGCGAGAUGUUCCGCCUGGAGAAGAUGGUCUUCGUGCCCACCUACGAGGGUACCAAAAUGAAGAUGGUUCGAUUGCGCGGUAUGGACGAGUACGAGAGUCUCCCGCUGACCAAGUGGAACAUCAAGCAGCCGGACUUCAAGGAGGCGCGUGAAGAUGCCAUGACCAAUGGACACGGCAUCGAUCUGUUCAUUGUGCCUGGGGUGGCCUUCACCCGCACGGGAGCUCGCAUGGGCCAUGGAAUGGGUUACUACGACAAGUUCCUGAAGCAGCACGCGGACAAGUAUCCGCACAAGAAGAUCUCUCUUAUGGCACUUGCCCUUAACGAGCAGAUCAUAAGCAAUGAGGAGUUGCCAAUGGAGUCGCACGACGUCCGUUUGCACAGUGUAAUUACAGAAAAUUAACUUUAAGCUUAUAUACAAAUUGGGGAAAAAACAGUAAGCUAAUACAAAAUCUGCAAAUGUU
This is a messenger RNA of Drosophila rhopaloa, 887 nucleotides long. It is a transcript of the gene Mthfs, whose product is annotated as 5-formyltetrahydrofolate cyclo-ligase. The record is from RefSeq and is a predicted model, not a curated record. Gene Ontology annotation, molecular function: 5-formyltetrahydrofolate cyclo-ligase activity. Bases 146 to 826 code for a protein of 226 amino acids. The transcript is spliced from 3 exons. Lineage: Eukaryota; Metazoa; Arthropoda; Insecta; Diptera; Drosophilidae. Gene Ontology annotation, biological process: tetrahydrofolate interconversion; folic acid-containing compound biosynthetic process. Gene Ontology annotation, cellular component: mitochondrion.